AUGUUGCUGCUUAAAGGACUUAAGUUGUUCUCAACCUCAUCUGGUUUACUGCCAAAUGAACAGAAAACAGCCAUUUAUUGUGCAGGAAUGUCUGAAUUUGAAGUCCCUAGGAUCCUUGAGGCAUCUAAUUUUACAAGGAGCUCAUUACCAUUUAGAUAUCCUGGUAUCCCUAGGCUCUUGAAAGAUAUAGAAGUAACAUGUCGAUCAUUUCUUUCGAAAGGCACUCAAGAAGGGGUUGGCCCUGGUUUAGUGGCCUGGGAUUCAGUAUGCAGACCUAAAGCAGCAGGAGCCUUAGGCUUUCGAAAUGUUCAUCAUUGGAAUGUAGCAGCUUUGGGAAGAUAUGUUUGGGACAUAGCUAGUAAAAAAGAUUGCCUCUUUGUCAAAUGGAUACACAAUAUGUAUCUGAAGGAGCAGGAUUGGUGGAGUUAG
Messenger RNA from Cannabis sativa, 429 nucleotides. RefSeq lists its product as uncharacterized. The transcript has 2 exons. Bases 1 to 429 code for a protein of 142 amino acids. The record is from RefSeq and is a predicted model, not a curated record. Lineage: Eukaryota; Viridiplantae; Streptophyta; Magnoliopsida; Rosales; Cannabaceae.